This is a messenger RNA of Miniopterus natalensis, 4119 nucleotides long. RefSeq names its product dynamin 1L (gene DNM1L). Lineage: Eukaryota; Metazoa; Chordata; Mammalia; Chiroptera; Miniopteridae. The record is from RefSeq and is a predicted model, not a curated record. Gene Ontology annotation, molecular function: GTPase activity; microtubule binding; GTP binding. Gene Ontology annotation, biological process: intracellular distribution of mitochondria; mitochondrial fragmentation involved in apoptotic process; peroxisome fission. Gene Ontology annotation, cellular component: mitochondrion; membrane; cytoplasm.
AGCGCACGGCUUGCCGGGAGGGGGCAGGUAGCGGCCGGGCAGGGUCCAAUGGGUACCGGCUCCCGAGGAGAGGGCGGAGGAGAGGAGGAAGGAGGCGGAAUCUGGGCCCCGGCCCCAUUCAUUGCCGCGGCCCGCCGGGCGGGGGUCCCGUCUUCUCGGAGUCAUGGAGGCGCUAAUUCCUGUUAUCAACAAGCUCCAGGACGUCUUCAACACUGUGGGCGCCGACAUCAUCCAGUUGCCUCAGAUUGUCGUGGUGGGAACGCAGAGCAGUGGAAAGAGCUCAGUGCUAGAGAGCCUAGUGGGAAGGGACCUGCUUCCCAGAGGCACUGGUAUUGUCACCCGGAGACCUCUCAUACUGCAGCUAGUCCAUGUUUCACCUGAAGAUCAACGAAAAACAACAGGAGAAGAAAAUGACCCUGCUACAUGGAAAAACUCAAGACACCUUUCUAAAGGAGUUGAAGCAGAGGAAUGGGGUAAAUUUCUUCACACCAAAAAUAAGCUUUACACGGAUUUUGAUGAAAUUCGACAAGAAAUUGAGAAUGAAACAGAAAGAAUUUCAGGAAAUAAUAAGGGAGUAAGCCCUGAACCAAUUCAUCUUAAGAUUUUUUCACCCAACGUUGUCAAUCUGACACUUGUGGAUUUGCCAGGAAUGACCAAGGUGCCUGUAGGUGAUCAACCUAAAGAUAUUGAGCUUCAAAUCAGAGAGCUCAUUCUUCGGUUCAUCAGUAAUCCAAAUUCCAUUAUCCUCGCUGUCACUGCUGCUAAUACAGAUAUGGCUACAUCAGAGGCACUUAAAAUUUCAAGAGAGGUAGAUCCAGAUGGUCGCAGAACUCUAGCUGUAAUCACUAAACUUGAUCUCAUGGAUGCGGGUACCGAUGCCAUGGAUGUAUUAAUGGGAAGGGUAAUACCAGUCAAACUUGGAAUAAUUGGAGUAGUUAACAGGAGCCAGCUAGAUAUUAACAAUAAGAAGAGUGUGACUGAUUCAAUCCGUGAUGAAUAUGCUUUCCUUCAAAAGAAAUACCCAUCUCUGGCUAACAGAAAUGGAACAAAGUAUCUUGCUAGGACUCUAAACAGAUUACUGAUGCAUCACAUCAGAGAUUGCUUACCAGAGUUGAAGACAAGAAUAAAUGUUUUAGCUGCUCAGUAUCAGUCUCUUCUAAAUAGCUAUGGUGAACCUGUGGAUGACAAAAGUGCUACUUUACUCCAACUUAUUACCAAAUUUGCCACAGAAUAUUGUAACACUAUUGAAGGAACUGCAAAAUAUAUUGAAACUUCAGAGCUAUGCGGUGGUGCUAGAAUCUGUUACAUUUUCCAUGAGACUUUUGGGAGAACCUUAGAAUCUGUUGACCCACUAGGUGGCCUUAACACUAUUGACAUAUUGACUGCCAUUAGAAAUGCUACUGGUCCUCGUCCAGCUUUGUUUGUGCCUGAAGUUUCCUUUGAGUUACUGGUCAAGCGGCAGAUCAAACGUCUGGAAGAGCCCAGCCUCCGCUGUGUGGAACUGGUUCAUGAAGAAAUGCAAAGGAUCAUUCAGCACUGUAGCAACUACAGUACACAGGAGCUGUUGAGGUUUCCUAAACUUCAUGAUGCCAUAGUCGAAGUAGUGACUUGUCUUCUUCGUAAACGGUUGCCAGUUACAAAUGAAAUGGUCCAUAACUUAGUGGCAAUUGAAUUGGCUUAUAUCAACACAAAACAUCCCGACUUCGCUGAUGCUUGUGGGCUAAUGAACAAUAAUAUAGAGGAACAAAGGAGAAACAGGCUAGCAAGAGAAUUACCUUCAGCUGUAUCACGAGACAAGUCUUCUAAAGUUCCAAGUGCUUUGGCACCUGCCUCCCAGGAGCCCUCCCCUGCUGCUUCUGCUGAGGCUGAUGGCAAGCUUAUGUCUGGAGGUGGUGGGGUUGGAGAUGCUGUUCAAGAACCAACAACAGGCAACUGGAGAGGAAUGCUGAAAACAUCCAAAGCUGAAGAGCUGUUAGCUGAGGAAAAAUCAAAGCCAAUUCCAGUUAUGCCAGCCAGUCCACAGAAGGGCCAUGCUGUGAAUCUGCUGGACGUGCCAGUUCCUGUUGCACGCAAACUAUCUGCCCGUGAGCAGCGAGACUGUGAGGUUAUUGAACGACUCAUCAAAUCAUAUUUUCUUAUUGUCAGAAAGAAUAUUCAAGACAGCGUGCCAAAGGCAGUAAUGCAUUUUUUGGUUAAUCAUGUGAAAGAUACUCUUCAGAGUGAGUUAGUAGGACAGCUGUACAAGUCAUCCUUAUUGGAUGAUCUUCUGACUGAAUCUGAGGACAUGGCACAGCGUAGGAAAGAAGCAGCGGAUAUGCUAAAGGCAUUACAAGGAGCAGGUCAAAUUAUUGCUGAAAUCCGAGAGACUCAUCUUUGGUGAAGAGAACUACGUUAAUAGUGAGACUCUGUUGACUCGAAAAUUGCUAGUUACUGCCUACUUGAGUAGAUUUUUAUUUAUGAACUCCUGUGUAUUCAAUGGUAUGAAUUGCUCUGCUCAUAUGAAGACUGGCUAUACACUGAAAAUCGUACUCUGUGUUACAGAAUGGAAUCACACAUUUAAUCCAAAUAAUAAAUGGCUGUUUCUAAAGUUUCCCAGUAUAUAUAAAAUACAUCAAGUCUUUCUUGUGACAGUUUCCUUUGAACUUAAAAAUAUUAAUGUUCUUGUUGUACAAGCAGCUUGCCUGUGGAUAAGAUGACCUGUGUAAUCUGUUAGUAGUCUUAAAGCUGCCGCCAUAGUCCAAGAAGAGCGCACCAAGACAUUUCAUACGACUGUACUGCAUGACUAGAUAAACUGAGCUGGCUUUGAAAGAUGUGGGUUGGCAAGGUACUCACACAGUCACUGUAUUCCACCUGUCCUUUGAUUUAAUUUUAUCUCUGCAGUCUUUAAUGUGUUAGUAAGAAAGCUGGAUGCACAGAGGAUCUGUAACAAUGACAAUGGUGGGUGUGCAUAAUGUGUAGCUACACAGCCCUUCCACUUCUGUUGUCCAAUUGCCCUACUGCAUUAAAAUAUCUUUGAUUCUUACUUAAACCUAGAAGCAUGAAUUACAUUUUCCUGUAUUAAAAACAACCAUCUCGACUUGGUGAUGACCAGUUCCUUUUAGUUUUUAGAGGUUCUAAAAUUUCCCCUUGGCUUUCAAAUGAUAGUAGUAAUACAGAUACAUCUUUAAACUGGGGCACUUACACCAUGCUCCAAGAUUCACUUGGAGGUGGGACUUAAAACCAAAUACUGUGCUGAUCGAUAACUAUUAGUUAGCAAUAGUUAACUUUUGCUUGUUUGACCAAAGUUGGUAUAACAAUAUUUGCCUCUUUUACUUCUUCUUUAUACAUAAAACCCCCAGCAAAAUAUAUUAAAGAAAAACAUGCAGACACACAAACUCCUACUGGCUUAUAGACAGCUAAAUUGCACCCACGGGCUUGAGGGUGAGGUUUAAAACAUAUAUACAUUUUAUUAAAAUUCCUCAAAUUUUAAGAUAAUGGUCAAAUUCUUAAGGCUCCAUUGCUAACAUGUUAAGUAAAUUAUACACUGCAAAUAUUAAAUUUUCUUUUUAAGUUACAACAUUUACGAAGGACUGUUGGCAAUAUGAAUAUAUCUGUUAACUUGAGCUUAUGGUACCCAUUUACUAAGAAACAACAGGCUCACCAAGUUAUCUCAAGCAUAAAAAAACCAGAUGCAGUCUGACAUAUGGUACUGUGAAUUCACUAGUAGCACCAUCUUGAUAGAACACACAGUUCCACAAUGUUUGUUAGUGCACUUUAAUAUCACUCUGCCAUCGUUAAACAUCCACUUUGAAAUUACAGCCAUCCAUGAUUUUCAGACAGAUCAGACGACUACCAUCUUAGCCUUUUGACUUUGUAAGGGGAAAAAACCCUUCUAAUGUACUUUUCUCCAGCAUAUCAAACAUUUCCAAUUAAAAAUGUUCCCUUUAAGGACAUGCUAUGGUAAUGCACUUUCUAGUUCUGCACACCUUGUACAGAGGAAAACAAGAAAGAUAUGGAAAGAGAAAACCUUUGUUGGCCCUUAAACUGAGUGAAGUUCUGAAAUGUGGAGAUGAUCUAUGACCUUUAUAAUGGAUACUUGUACGUUCUUGCUGUGUAAAUAAAAUUGCUGGUAUGAAAUGA